AUGGAAGAGAUUUUGGAGAGUCAACACAAGAAGAAGAAGAGCGUAGAAACGUACAAGAUCUACAUCCUCAAGGUGCUGAAGCAAGUUCAUCCAGACAUCGGUACCAGCAAGGCCAUGGGUAUCAUGAACAGCUUCAUCAACAAUAUCUUCGAGAAACUCGCUCAAGAGUCAUCUAUGUUGGCUCAUUACAACAAGAAACCCACCAUCACUUCCCAGAAGAUUCAGACGGCCGUCAGACUUGUUUUUCCCGGUGAGUUGGCCAAACACGCUGUCUCUAAAGGCACUAAGGCGGUUACUAAGUUCACAAGUUCCUAA
Benincasa hispida (wax gourd) is the source of this 315-nucleotide messenger RNA. The record is from RefSeq and is a predicted model, not a curated record. NCBI's taxonomy places the organism in Eukaryota, Viridiplantae, Streptophyta, Magnoliopsida, Cucurbitales, Cucurbitaceae.